This is a messenger RNA of Puccinia graminis f. sp. tritici CRL 75-36-700-3, 426 nucleotides long. RefSeq lists its product as uncharacterized. The transcript is spliced from 2 exons. The coding region runs from base 1 to 426 and encodes 141 amino acids. The record is from RefSeq and is a predicted model, not a curated record. NCBI's taxonomy places the organism in Eukaryota, Fungi, Basidiomycota, Pucciniomycetes, Pucciniales, Pucciniaceae.
AUGAUUGUUGACGAUACAAUUGACCAGCUUGGAACUGUGAUGGGUGACGAUAACCCAGUUGAUGACGAUGACAGUGGAAACGAAACAGAGGACGAAGUCCAAGGGUUUCCACCGGGUACUUUUCAGGUGGAGGAAUCCGAUGACGAGGAGGCUGAGCUGAAUUGGAUGGACUUCGUUGGUGUGGCAGCUGGUCAGAUAAAUUCGGAACCGGAGGAUCUCAAUGAAUCCGCUGAUUCACCUCUCUUUCAACGUGAGGAGGAGACAAUCGCAAAUGUGAGACCAGAAACCUUGGCCUGGUACCCAUUUGUAAAUAGGGAGAUAAUCCGUAGCGUCUUGACACUGCACCACCUUUUCCUGCCGCGCUGGGAAGCCUUGCGAACGAUGCGAAGAAAGAUCCGUGAAAUGACCAAUCGGAACUAUCAUUGA